AUGAAGGUCCCACCUCCCACCACAGAGCAGCUGGUGGACAACGUCCUGCGAAAAGCACAGGCUUUGCGAGGCGCUCCAGUUCGAGAGCAAGACCAAGCGAGCAGGACUCAGCCGGCACGAGGCUCGAACAGCACCACGCGUCCGACAGACGGACGUGUCACUGAGCUGGUCUCCAGGGUGCUGGAUGGUGCCGCUCGUUUUGUGCGUGGCACGGGUCUGCUGAGGGGUCGCCGCAAGUCUCGCGACUCGGAGCCUCCCCAGGAGCCAGGCCGAACUGAAGCGCCGCCUACGCCUCCUCCUGGCCCUGGUGCUGGCACUGGCGGAGCCAGGAGCGAUGCUCCAGAUUCGCACCCUCCCGAUGGAGGCAAGAACACCGAAGACAUCUUCUGGAGCGGCGAGAAGGUGCCAGAAACAGCUGGUGUCGAUGCACCGGAUGCGCCCUCGCUGCUAUCUUCGCCAUGGGAGCUUUCUGCCACAGGCGUCCGAUCUCAAGGAUCCGGCAUUGGUGGCCUGUCCCCGGUUCCUUGGCAGGGAGAGCCGUCGCAUGCCCAGGAGCCUUGUGGUGCCUAUCUGCCGGUGGAGUCUUCAAGCUUCCAGUUGGAAGAAGAGGAGGCAAGUGUCAGCCGUCUAUCUCCACGUGAGCCGAGCUCGCUGCAGUCGUCGGCAGCCUGCAGGUUUCAUGUACGCUCUUCAGCAAGAUCACGAGAUGUUCCGGAUGGGCAUGCCAAUGUCUUCGACACAUCGAUCGCAUCGGAGGAGACUGGGACUGGGCAGAGCCGGAGUCCGGUGCACUUCGACCGAAGCGCAGCUGAAAGCCCGAUCAAGGCGCCCGCUGCUCCGCAGCAAACUCUCGCCAAAGACGAGAAGGAAGAGAGGCAGCAGGCCGAAAAAGAGGUGAGAGACUUGAAGGCCACCAUAGCAGAGCUUGAGGAGAGGCUUCAGCAGCAAGAUGAGCAGCUGCAGCUGAACAAGACUCGGCAGCAAGAGCUCUCUGAUGACCUGGAGGAGGCUCGGCGGGCCGCGCAGGAGCACCAGCAAGCAGCGGAGGAGGGACUGCAGGCUCGGCAGCAUAUCGAGAAGGAAGUCGCAUCCCCGCAUCCUUCGUCUUCAAGCGUGCAGCAGGCUCCGUCUCCAGUGCCCGAGUGCGCGAGCUUCUCUCCUCUGCAAGGAGACAUGUCCAAGGAGCCUGUGCACACUUGGCGGCACCCCGCUGGAGAAGUUUUCCUUUCAGCAGUCCAGGCCUGUUUGCCAACCCUUGCCGCAUCACCAGCAUCGACUGCAUCGCGAAGUCCUCCCCAAGGCAGACACGCACAUCGUGGCAUUCUGGCCGUUCCAGAGGAGGCGUACAAGGCAAACCCCUCGCAGCAAGGUGGUAUUCCAGCGCACGAAGCCGAGGUCGGUUACCAGCACGACGACAGGCUGCGUGCGCUGGAGAAGUGCAUGGAGGAAACUCGCCGCCAGCUGGAGGUUUGCUUGGAGACGGCGGCGAGAUCUCGCAGUCCGACGAGCCCUGUCCAGGCGCCAGAAGAGCCCAGGCCAAGCCCUGUCCGCGUUGCUUCCCCCGAGCGCGGACACGCCGAGGCUUCCCCUGCUGGACAUCCAAGCUGGUCUGAAUGCCCGACCAUAGAAGUGCCAGAUGCGCACCUCCAGGCGUGUCUUCUCCUUCGAUCGCGCCUGGCCAACACACUUGACCCGCCGGAGUUGCUGCAGAAGGCGCAGGGCAUGCUGCGGCUGAAGGCGGCCGUCGGUGAGAUCUAUGCAGUGCUCUGCCUUCAAACGAAGGCGAAGUCAUUCCUGGCCCAGUCGAGGGUGGCAGAGCUGGCUCAGAGAAGGAGACCACGCCCACAGACAGCAGGCUCAGGUCGAUCGACGCAACCACGUGGCGUUCCGCUGGCGCUGAACCGCUCGCCACUCCCGCCUUCCGAGGCACUGCGUCGCCGAGCGACUGUGCAGGCCGUUGCAGACCGGGGCAGAGGUGAUGAAGCAGCUACGGGGGUGACAGCCAGGCGACGGUGGAGCUCUUGCCCGCGGCCAGAAAGCGUUCCACCCCUGGCGCUGGAGCUCGUGCAGUUUGGAGAACGACCUGUUCCCCGCGUUUCUCCAGCUCCUCCUGAGGCUGUGGGGCGCAGCGAGAUGCCUCCCUCGGAGGAGGCUGCGGCGGAGACGGGAGCGGAGCCUGCAGUGGAGGCUGCUGCAGCGCGUGGAAGUGCAGUAUUUGCAGCUCGUUCGCUGCUGGAAAACGAUGGGUCUAAGCCCACGCGACCGAUGAGCUCACCGGCCCUCUUGGCUCAGCCGAGAGAGCCGCGAGUGGUCGCCAUCAGGCCGCGUCAGAUCAAGUCAGCGUCGAUGGCGAGGCAAAGUAUGCCUGCCCGGAGCAGGCCCGCGAGUGGCAUCAGCAGGAGUCGCAAAGCCGGUGGAUGGGAAAAGUCUGACAUCGGCAAUUCCCAAGCAGAGCUCUGGCUGAUCAAGCAGCGCACUUUAGCUGGGAUGCUGUGGCCUCCUAUGUCGGAAGCUGCCAGGGGAAGACGACCCGGAGCAGGAUGUGCCCGACCCUUGAGAAAAGCAAUUUCUGACCAGCAAGGCUGUGGCUGCAAGCCAGAAGAAGUCCAGCCCCUGGCGCUAAAGUUCGCGAUGGCAGAGGCUGAAAUCCUCCGCGAAGGUGAAGCAUCCUGA
Molecule: messenger RNA, 2673 nt
Organism: Symbiodinium sp. CCMP2592
Lineage: Eukaryota; Dinophyceae; Suessiales; Symbiodiniaceae
Source: the annotation of a GenBank genome assembly